GUUGAAUCUCGUCAUCGCGUGCUGUGCGCUCUGUUGAUAUACGUGUUCAUGAUGAUAAAUAACGCCUGCGUUGAGUGCAGAUACGUCACGUAGAGGACCUGGAGUCUCGUCAUUAAAACAUGAGACGUGCUGUACGUGUAGGCUGUGAGUGUUGCUGUUGUCAACAAUGACGAGAUAAAUAACGUUCGUCUCACGUAACCAGCCUGCAUGAUCUUCGAGUGUCGCUCGGCAUGGAAUAAGUGUGAAUGGAAAAUUUCUUUACCGCAAUCGAUGCACUUAUAGGUUUUUAUUGAAUUGAAACAGUGUUCACUCUAAAAUCGCGAUCAGUAUUUACACGGGACGGCAAUAGCGUAUGCUAAAAAAUCCUACUCAGUGUUUGCACCCGACGGAAGAAGUGUGUUUCAAAAAACCCGUCCUGUGUUUCAAUUGAAAAUAAAUGAAGUGAUUUUACAAAAAUAAUCACUGCGGCCAUGAACAAAACACAGUGACAUUUAACAAAGCCUCUCGCUGGUAUCCUUGCAUCAAGUGAUCGAGGAAUCAAGACGCAGGAAUGGCCGAGCUGCUGAGCGUACAGGUGCCCUGCGGCAACACCGUCGGGGGGUAUGCUGACUUCCACAGAAACCUGGCGUCUGCCGGGGGCACGUCCAACGAUGCUACCCACCUCAUACCCAGCAACCCAAGGGCAUACCCCACUACCCUCACCCAGGAGCACGCGCUCAACCACAACCGAAUAAGCAAUGACCUGCGCAAGAAAGUCGUGAACGGCGCAGGCAUCAUCAUGUCGCGGUUGCCCAAACGACCGCCUGUCGACAUCGAUUUCUGCGACCUGGCCUUCUCUGUACCCGAGGGCCGCAACAGAGGAUACAAGACUAUCCUGAAAGGUGUAAGCGGGAGCUUGAGGUCAGGACAGCUGACGGCGAUCAUGGGGCCUUCCGGCGCCGGCAAGAGCACACUUAUGAACAUCGCUGCUGGCUACAGAAUCAGUAACGUUGUGGGCUCCAUCCGCGUUAACGGACGAGAGCGCAAUUUACGGAAGUUCCGGAAGAUGUCGUGCUACAUCAUGCAGGACGACCACCUCCACCCCCACCUCUCCGUCAUGGAAUCCAUGAACAUUUCGGCCAACCUCAAACUCGGCGAUAAAAUGACCACCGCUGAAAAAUCCGAUGUUAUCAACGAAAUUUUGGAGACGCUGAGUCUGACAGAGUGUCAGGACACGCGCGCCAGCGACCUCUCCGGGGGCCAGCGGAAGCGUCUCAGCAUCGCCUUGGAGCUCGUCAACAACCCACCUGUGAUGUUCUUCGAUGAACCGACCAGCGGUUUGGACAGCAGCAGUAGCUUCCAAUGCAUCAAUUUACUGAAGACGCUAGCGCAAGGCGGCCGGACGGUGGUUUGCACCAUCCACCAGCCAUCCGCAAAACUCUUCGAGAAGUUCGACCAUCUCUACGCCCUGGCGGACGGCCAGUGCAUCUACAGGGGACCGGUGCUGGGCCUCCUACGGUUCCUGUCGUCCCUGGGGCUGGAGUGUCCUUCGUACCACAAUCCUGCGGACUUCAUGAUGGAGGUGGCGAGUGGUGAGUAUGGUGAUGUUACCCCUAAAAUGGUGUCGGCAGUUUACAACAGCAAGAGCGACAACACUGCUCUGCCGCGUCACAAUUCCAUGCACAAAAUAAAAAAUAAUGAGUACCCUGGGGAGACCGAGUCCUGCAGUCAGGGCCCAGGCUCGGUCCCCAGCAGCCUCUACAAUUCCUCGACUGGGGAGACCAAAAUUUCCCUGCCGGCCGCCCAGCAUUCCCUGCUGGCAUCGUCCGACGACGAGAGCGUUGAUGACAUCCCCAGCUCGUUCCCCACGUCGGGGUGGAAGCAGUUCGUCAUCCUCUUCAAGAGGACCUUCCUCUCUAUAAUCAGGGAUGGGAUGCUGACGAAGAUGCGGUUGUGCUCUCACCUGCUGAUCGGGCUCCUCAUCGGCAUGCUGUACUACAACAUCGGCAGCGAGGCCAGCCAAGUCUUCAGCAACUCUGGCUGUCUCUUCUUCUGUAUGCUCUUCCUUAUGUUCACCGCCAUGAUGCCUACGAUCCUCACUUUUCCGCUGGAGAUGAACGUCUUCAAGAGAGAACAUUUGAACUACUGGUACUCCCUCAAGAGCUACUACCUCGCCAAGACCAUGGCAGACAUGCCCUUCCAGGUGAUAUACCCGCUGCUGUACGUUGUACUCGUGUACUUCAUGACGGCACAGCCGCUGGAGCCUGAACGGUUCCUGAUGUUCACUUGUAUGUGCAUCAUGACUUCCCUGGUCGCCCAGAGCCUGGGCCUGGCUAUCGGAGCUGCUCUCAAUAUCCAGGGAGCCGUGUUUCUGGGGCCCAUUACGUCCAUCCCGGUGCUGCUCUUCUCAGGCUUCUUCGUCACCUUCUCCACCAUCCCCAUAUACCUACGCUGGAUCUCCUACGUGUCCUACGUCAGAUACGGGUUUGAAGGCACGCUGCUGGCCAUCUAUGGGUUUGACCGCCAGCCACUCAAGUGUUCCGAGGCGUACUGCCACUUCAAGUCUCCUAAGAAAUUCCUGCAGCAGAUGGACAUAGAGGGCGCCCACUUCUGGAUGGAUUUCCUCAUACUUCUUAUGUUCUUUGUACUUUUAAGACUCAUAGGAUAUUUUGUGCUCAGAUGGAAGUUAAAGUCUGAGCGAUAAUGUGGUGGUAGAAAUCGCUAGUGUAUUAGCUUUGUGAUACUUUGCUUGAUUUUGUGAUAUAUCUUUAUUUAUAAUUUAAAUCCUAAUUAUCGGGACCUAUAUAUUAAGCCAGAGCAGUUGUUAUCCUAUCUAAUACAAUACCUCAAGUAUAACAAUAAUCUCAAACAUUUGCACGACAUUCCAAGCGUUGCCAUAAUUAGCGUUCCUUAAUCCAUGAAAUGCUAUUAUAUAGUCAGCAUUUCGUAAUAAAUUCUUAUCCAUAGUAGGUGACAAGCAAUUUCUUGAUUAUUUACUCUAAUUUUAUGCCAUUUGGCCUCUAGGCUUGAAUUUUUUGAGCAAAUAUGUCCUAUGAUGUACGAGUAAUGCAGUAUUCAAUUAUAUUACCGGUCGCAUUAAUCAAAUAUCAUUUAUUAUAGCUUGGCAGAAUUGAGUGUGGCAGACUAAGAAUGAUGUACCUGAUAGCCAGCAAGUGUUCACAAGUUAUCCACAAUUGCCGAGCGCAAUAAUAAGAAGUAGACUGUGAGUUUAUGAGGUAGAUUAAAAUGAAGGUCGACAAGACAAGCCUUUCAUAAACCUUGAUUUGUUGUUAUUUCAUUAAAUUGCACAGCCAUAUGAAUUUGAAUAGGAUAUUAUGAACUGUAGGUUUUAAGCAUUUUGUACUACUAUGCCAUUCACUCAUUGCAUUUGCACCGUAGGCAGCCUCUAUUUAAAAAUGUUAUGUGACAAAAGACUGCAACUUUAGCCAGCAUUCCUUUACUAAAUCUUUUAAGGCAGUAAAUGGUUCUUCAUGUUGAAGAUCUUAGAUAGAGGUAAUUGUAUUUGCUUACAACUCAACACUGUUUAAAAAUGCUUCAAAAUUAAGAAUAAGUGUACAUGAGAGAAGUUAUCAUAAAUAUCAUUAGCCACUGUCGAUAAUUCUGGGAUUUUCUUCGGGACAUUAUUCAUGGAGGUGAAAACUUGAAUGGUCCCCCUUUGUUAUUUUUUCAAUUGCGGUUGAAUUAAUCAUUUGAAUGAAAAAAGCAUGGACAAAUUGAAACUAUUAUACUAAUAAAAGCAUUUUUCCUGUCGUUAGCAUGGCUGUGCUCUGCACGUUUGCUUGCAUUGCAUUUCAUAAAAUAUGUUCCUUUUACUCAAUUACAUCAACUACUCAAAUACA
Molecule: messenger RNA, 3839 nt
Organism: Hyalella azteca
Lineage: Eukaryota; Metazoa; Arthropoda; Malacostraca; Amphipoda; Hyalellidae
Product: ATP-binding cassette sub-family G member 4-like
Exons: 13
Coding region: 551-2683 (710 amino acids)
Cellular component (GO): plasma membrane
Molecular function (GO): ATP binding; ABC-type transporter activity; ATP hydrolysis activity
Source: RefSeq, a predicted model, not a curated record